Molecule: messenger RNA, 587 nt
Organism: Paramecium primaurelia
Lineage: Eukaryota; Ciliophora; Oligohymenophorea; Peniculida; Parameciidae
Source: the annotation of a GenBank genome assembly
AUGUUUUUGAAAUAGCUCUUCCUAAGUUUGAGACAAAAAUUGAGGAUAAUUAAAGAAAUGUCAAAGUUAUAGAUGCAGAAUUAAAAAUCAAAGAUCCAGUUAAUGGAACAGUUAUUACCAAAUAAACCAGUCUCACAUUAACAUUUUUUAAUUAAGAUGAAUAAAUUAAUUAAAAUGAAGCUGAUCUUGAUGUUUAUGCAUAGUAUUUCAGAGUCAAAGGAACAGAAGUGAUAGAUGAAGCAAGAAAAGCUUGUGAAUAAAAUAAGAACGAGGAUGCCGAAAAAUUAAUUGAUAAUAUGUUGAUACAAAUUUAAAAGAUACCAAAUGUUGCUGCUUAAUGUACUGGAAUUAUUUAAGAUUUGUAAUAAGCAAAAUAAGCAUCUGCAAGAACAUCAUAUAGUUUAUUUGGACAGAAACAAAUGUGUCAAAUGGUCAGUAAUAAUUAUCAAUAGGGAGGAGUCAAUUCUUUAUUUUCUGCUUAAGGAAUGCAAUUAUAAUAAGUUUAACCAGCUGCAUACUAGAAUGUUUAAUAAUAAUAGAUGAUGGUUUAAGUGUAAAAAUCAAAAAUACCAUAAAAAUUUAUUUGA